Athene cunicularia (burrowing owl) is the source of this 928-nucleotide messenger RNA. It is a transcript of the gene TMEM70, whose product is annotated as transmembrane protein 70. Gene Ontology annotation, biological process: mitochondrial proton-transporting ATP synthase complex assembly. The coding region runs from base 1 to 723 and encodes 240 amino acids. The record is from RefSeq and is a predicted model, not a curated record. The transcript has 3 exons. Gene Ontology annotation, cellular component: mitochondrial membrane. NCBI's taxonomy places the organism in Eukaryota, Metazoa, Chordata, Aves, Strigiformes, Strigidae.
AUGAAAUUCAUCAAAGGAAAAUGCAAACCCUUGGACCUUGAGAACAAUCAUCCCAGGCAGCAGUACCAGCUAGAGGCCAACCAGCUGGAAAGCAACUUUGCAGAAAGAGACCUAGGGAUUGGUACUGAUGUUGCUUGUCUGUGUACUGCUUUCAUCUUUCAGGUUGCAUCUUUUCAAGGAGUGGCUCUUCGCAGCCUAUGCACAUCCUCCCCUCAUGAACACCCAGAACAUGGAAGAUUAGUUUAUAAAGGAAAUUUGGCAAAGGCAGUGUUAGGUGUGAGGUUUUUCUCUUACUCCACCAGCAUAUUCAACCUGUUCACGAUGCCCUACAUCAUGCUCAAAACUGGUAUUGGAUUUGAAAGUCUACUUAUGCAAGUUGCCUUUUAUGGGUUGAUUGGGUUUUUUACAUUUGUAACACCGGUUACUUUGCAUGUCCUUACAAAAGGCUAUGUGAUUCGACUCUAUUAUAAAGAUGAAAUGGACACGUAUACAGCCAUUACGUACAAUGCGGUCUUGGCAGAAAAAGCGACUGUUUUCCAUCAGAAAGAUGUAAAGAUUCCAGACAUCACCAAGAUGUUUACAACAUUUUAUGCUAAAACAAAAUCAAUGCUUGUUAAUCCAACACUCUUCCCAAAUCCUCAGGAUUACAACCAUCUCAUGGGCUAUGACAAAUUCUUUAAUUUUAACCUCGAGGAGGAAAACGAAGCUGGUGAAAGAAAAUGAUUUGAAGAUAAUGAAUGUCACCAUCAUUGUUCAUGGUGCAGUGCUAUAUAUGUGAAAGAAUGUAAAAUUCUAUUACACUUUCUUAGCAUCAGAUAGCUAGAGUUCCCCAAAUGGAUUUUGGAAUGUAUUAAAAAACCCACUGUUUUUUUUUAACCUUUUAAACAAUGUGAGGGUUUCUUCAGAGUUAAUGACACAAAUAUAUAAA